Ilyonectria robusta is the source of this 2325-nucleotide messenger RNA. RefSeq names its product major facilitator superfamily domain-containing protein. Lineage: Eukaryota; Fungi; Ascomycota; Sordariomycetes; Hypocreales; Nectriaceae. Bases 136 to 1896 code for a protein of 586 amino acids. Gene Ontology annotation, biological process: transmembrane transport. The transcript has a single exon. Gene Ontology annotation, molecular function: transmembrane transporter activity. The record is from RefSeq and is a predicted model, not a curated record.
AGAAGUUCUCUUCGCAAUCUGAUCGACACGGAUGAAAAUGCCCUGCUAGCGCCCCUAAAGCCCUUCUUCUCUUGACCUCCAGACGUCGACGCUGACACACUUUCACGCCCUCGCUCCUACGGCCUGUCGUUGCGGAUGGCCGUUCAGCCUGCUGACAAUUUCAAUGAAGUGCUCCCGGGCACAAAACGGCUCUUCACGGAUGAAUGGGCAAGUGUGUCGGGCGAUAGCCAGCUUGAAAAACAUGGCGACAUCAUCCUCGUGCCGCGGCCGACCAAGUCGCCCAACGACCCCCUGAACUGGAGCCUCGCGCGCAAGAGCUGGCACUCGGUUCUCGUCUGCUACAUCGUGGCUCUGACGGCGGCCACGUCCAACGUCGCGGGCGCGGCGAGCGUGGGCGUUAAUGAACAGUACGGCAUUAGUUACGACGUCUUCAACACGGGCGCCGGCGUCCUGUUCAUCGGCAUCGGCUACUGGACGCUGCUGAGUUCGCCGGCGGUCCAUCUGUACGGCCGCCGCAUCUUGUAUCUCGUGGGUACGACCUGGGGCCUCAUCGGCAACAUCUGGUUCGGGCUGCUGGACAACAAGGCCGACACCAUCUGGUCGCAGCUCUUCGUCGGCGCGUCCGAGUCCGUGGCCGAGGCCGUCGUGCAGCUGUCUCUGCUGGACAUUUGGUUUGAGCACCAGAACGGAACCUCGCUGGGCUUCUACACGCUGGCAACGUCGGUGGGCACGUAUAUCGGGCCCCUGAUCGGAGGCCACGUCGCGAGCAGCAGCCUCGGGUGGCGAUGGAUUGGCUAUCUGGGCGCCAUCGCCUCUGGAGUGACGCUCAUUCUCUUCUACUUUGGCCUUGAGGAGACGGCCUUUCAGCGCAAUCGCUAUCUAGAUCGCAACACCAAUCGCGAGCGCCAGGAUGUCGACGUCGGUGACGCCGACACUAGUCGCAACGCAGCCAGCCCCCACGACGACUCGCCACUCGCAGAUCGCGGUGAAGUCCGCGAUGAGAAGUCAUCUGCGACGACCCCUGCCGCUGAAGUCGGCGUCAGCAUUGGCAUCGACGAGGAGGCGCCGUACCACAGUGGCGAUCUCGGGCGCCGCUUCUCCCUCUCGUACACGCGGCCCAAGACGUACUGGGAACGCAUCGCCGUCAUCACGCCGGCGCCCAACCUGCGCGGGCUGGGCUUCCAGCAGUACGUCAGUCGGCUGUGGCACACGCUGCGCAUCUUCACCUUUCCCGCUGUUUGGUUCGCCGGCCUGCAGUGGGGGAUGCAGAAUGUCGCGCUGUCGUUUUACUUGACGGUUCAGGAGGACACCUGGAGUGGUCCGCCGUGGAACUACAGCGAUGCAGCUGUUGGUAACAUGAACUUGCCUUGUCUCAUUGGCAGUGUCAUCGGUUGUUUCUACGGCGGUUAUUGCAGCGACCUGUUCCUGCUUUGGAUGACUCGGCGCAACAGGGGAAUCAUGGAGGCUGAGUUCCGUCUCUACCUCAUGUUUCUCUGCGUCGCCAUCUUCCCCGCCGGCAUGUUGCUCUUUGGCAUUGGUUCUGCCAAAGGAUGGGACUGGCCUGUGCCUUACCUCGGGUUAGGCUUCAUCGGUUUUGGCUACGGCUGCGCAGGCGAUUUAAGCAUCACCUACCUGGCCGACAGCUACCCGGACAUGGUGUUGGAGGGCAUGGUGGGAGUUGCUGUCAUCAACAACUCGCUAGCCAUGGUUUUCACGUUUGUUGCCAGUUACUGGCUGGACACUGGUUUGCAGAACUGCUUCAUCGAACUUGGCGUUUUGAGCUUUGUUGUCUUGAUGCUCUCUCUGCCCAUGAUUCUCUGGGGAAAGCAAUGGCGCCGCUGGACCAAGGAUCAGUACAUUACCUUCUUGAGGAUUCGUGACGGAAUGGAUGACUAGUUGCGUGGACAGGGGAUUCUCUGAUGGGGUUCGCAGAACCUCUUGUGAAUGUUUUCUAUGUCUAGUCUACCGGCAGAACAAUAUUUCCAACUGUAAGGGUCUCUGAAACGAGCACCCUGUAUGUACAACUGUAUCAUCUAUUUGCAAUCCCUUGAGGUGUUACAUCUAAAAUCUAAAACUUCAAAGUUUCCCUUUCUAAGGAGCUCCGGAACCAGAAGGAGGAGUCCCGCUGAAUGUUCCGUUGCCUUCACCACCACUAGGAGCGCCACCAACGGAGCCGGAGGAAGCAUGGCCACCGUCCUCAUCAAGGUAACCGGCAAUGUUGUAGUAGUCGUCAGUGGUAUAGUCGACGGAGCCGUUAAUGCCAAUCUGGAUCCAGGCAAACAGGCCGUCCUGCAGGUCAUCGCCAAGGUACACAAAUUGAGGGAA